AAAUGAAUCUUUUUUAAUUAAUAGGUAGCAUAAUACCUCAUCCUGGUGUGGAUAGUAACUAUGAUUCUGCAUGUAAAGAGAUAAAUGAUACCAAUGAAGAAUUGGAAUCUUAUCGAAAACAGCAAUGCAAAAACCUUAACUGUUCUAUGAUCAAGUAUGUUAAUGUUGGAAAAAAUCGUUUCUUAUUGGAGGUACCAGAAAAUCAAAAAUUUCCAAGCUAUUAUGAAUUUAUUGGUGCAAAAAAGGGCUUCAAGAGAUUUUAUACGAAGGAUAUUAAAGACCUAUUAUCAGUUUUGUCUGCAGCUGAAAAUACUAGAGAUACUGCUUUACGAGAUACCACUAGAAAAAUUUUUGAACUAUUUGAUAAACACUAUAAGAAGUGGCAGAAAGCAGUCCAAUGCUUAUCAACUCUUGAUGUUUUACUAAGUCUGACUAUUUACUGUAAAACAAAUGAAGAAAGUGUUUGUAGGCCCAAAUUUCGUUCCAGAGUUAACAAUGAAAAGCCUUAUCUUGAAAUUAUUGAUGGAAGACAUCCUACAUUUUCAAAGUUGUACACUGGCAAAGAUUAUAUUCCUAAUAGUGUGUACAUGGGGGAAAAAGACAAUUCACGUGAUGGUAAUGAAGGCGGAAUAGUUGUUUUAGUUACUGGACCUAACAUGGGUGGAAAAUCCACAUUAAUGAGACAAACUGGAACCCUUUUGGUGAUGGCUCACUUGGGCUGUUAUGUCCCUGCUGAUUCAAUGGAACUAACUCCAGUAGAUAGAAUUUUUACUAGAGUUGGAGCCAAUGAUAAAAUUUUCAAAGGAGAAAGCACAUUUUUUGUUGAGUCUAGUGAAACUGCCAGUAUAUUGCACCAUGCUACUAGAGAUUCAUUUGCUCUUAUUGAUGAACUUGGUAGAGGAACUGCUACCUAUGAUGGGGCAGCUAUUGCUUAUGCCACUGCAAAACAUUUAGCUAAGAACAUAGGCUGCCGCACUUUAUUUUCAACUCAUUAUCAUGCUCUUGUGGAGGAUUUUCAUGGUGUGCCGAAUGUUGGACUUGGACACAUGGCAUGCAUGGUUGAAGAUGAUAGUGGAAGCCCCACUUUAGAAAAAGUGACAUUUCUUUAUAAAUUUGUUAAUGGUGCUUGUCCUAAGAGCUAUGGCUUCAAUGUUGCUCGAUUGGCUGGAAUAGAUGAAGAGAGUGUUCGCAGAGGUUUCAUUAAAGCGCAGCAAAUGGAUUGUGGUGCUAGAAUUUCAAAAUACAUCAGAAAUCUUAUGGCUGUAAAGUCUGCUGAGGAAAUAAUCAAAGCUUUGUGAAGAUAAGAUUUGUAUGUAUAGCAUAAUAUUUUAUGCCUUUUUGUACUGAAUAUUGUAAAUUUCACAUGAAGAUUCGUGUUUUUCAGUUUCUAUUGUCAUAGUCAUACUGUAAAUUUUUCAAUAAAGUCAGUAGGAAUAGA
Molecule: messenger RNA, 1438 nt
Organism: Parasteatoda tepidariorum (common house spider)
Lineage: Eukaryota; Metazoa; Arthropoda; Arachnida; Araneae; Theridiidae
Source: RefSeq, a predicted model, not a curated record